Molecule: messenger RNA, 1104 nt
Organism: Naegleria fowleri
Lineage: Eukaryota; Heterolobosea; Eutetramitea; Acrasida; Naegleriidae
Exons: 1
Coding region: 1-1104 (367 amino acids)
Source: RefSeq, a predicted model, not a curated record
AUGUCAAAUAUCAAAAAACUUGCAAAUUUCAGUCGUGUCUCAGACAUUGCCACCGAUGUGAAUGAUUUCUUUACCUUUUCAAGUGCCAGUGGUGGUGGUUCUAGCAGCAGUAAUCGACAAGAACGUACUGGUGAUGACAUGUCCAGUCAAUUUUCAUCCCGAUAUUCACACGACACGUACGAUUGUCGAGUUCUGUUACGAAUUCUAAGUUUUCAAUUUUUACCCAUUGAAAUUGCCUCCGAUUCUGCCACCAUCACCAAUCCAUUUUGUUCGAAUUGGAGAGUUCGUGUAGAAUUAUUGAGUCAUCAACAACAAGAAUCUCAACAGAAUAAUGGUUCAUCAUCACAAGAUGAUGUUUUUGAUAGCUAUGUCUUUGAUGUGAAUGGAUCUCUUGUUCAAUCGCAUUCAUCCAUUGAUUCUGUAUUCAGUAGUGGUAUGAGUGGUAGUAAUGAACGAAAUGGAGUGAGAUCUUGUAAAGUAGUCCUUUCACAGUUGAAUUCUUCAAAUUCAUCGUUGACGACGAGUCAUUCAUCGAUUGUGUUGGCACCGAGCUCGAGUAGUAAUUCUGAGAGUCAUUCAUCAUCGACCACAACCACCACAACCACUACUACCACUACUACCACCACGACAACAACUGCCAACUCGAAUUUACUCAAUUCUAACACUUCUAAUAAUCAUUUGGUUAUUUGUAGUAAUUUAUUUGAUAUGAUUUUUGAAGAGAAAUCAACAGUUCUCUCAUCGAGUAUGAACAUGAAAUCAGUGUCUCCAAGAAAUGAAUUAAUUUGUGCGUUGUGUUAUACUUUUCCAUUUCCACAUUUCCUUAUUGAGCAAUUAUAUUUCAAAAUUUCAAUCUAUACUGUUGAAAAACCAAAUAGGAAACAACAACAAGAAUUUGGAAAUCAAUUAAUUGAAACAUUAGUGGCCUAUUGUAAAACAGAUGUCAUCUCAACCAUGUAUCAACCUCUCAAUACUGCAUUUAUUAAUAAGAAAAUUAGAAUUAGAGCUUUGAAAAAGAGAACCAAUGAUUCAAAGAAUGUUCUCAACAACAAUCAACAGCAAAAACCUCGAUGCAAUAUUCAAGUGAAGGUUGAAAAGUUUAUUUAA